Iphiclides podalirius (scarce swallowtail) is the source of this 1515-nucleotide messenger RNA. NCBI's taxonomy places the organism in Eukaryota, Metazoa, Arthropoda, Insecta, Lepidoptera, Papilionidae. The record is from the annotation of a GenBank genome assembly.
AUGAUCAAACCGGCCGCGGACAACGGACAUGACUCCUCGGAGAUAGUGCCAGGUGGUGAUCAUUCGACCGGGUGCGGCGACGGCAUGCUUGUGUUAUUUGCAACGCUGGCCGCGCUGGUGGCACGUAUAGGGGCCGGGCCGCACGAACAUCGUGCUCGGCACCAUGCGCCUGACCAUCCACCGCACUUCCCAGUACCAGCUCCACCACAACCAUAUAGAGGACAUGGCGAGGCAGUCCGAUAUAAUCCGGAAUUAGACACUAUUCUCCCGCGUCUCGACGAACAUGAAACCUCGUCUAAACGAGCCAAAUUCGAGGAAGCGGAAUCAUCUUCAAAACGUGCAAGAUACGAUGAUAGAUUUUACUCGAAUCAUGAACGAGCUGAAGAGUUCAUGGCCGAUGAGCCCCAAUUAGGUCCUGAAGAUGAGGAUCCUCUAAUAGUAAGAACAAGGAAGGGUAAAGUUAGGGGAAUAACGCUCACUGCAGCGACAGGAAAGCAAGUCGAUGCUUGGUUCGGAAUACCUUACGCUCAAAAACCAUUAGGAGACCUCAGAUUUCGACACCCGAGACCUGUUGAAAGUUGGGGUGAAGAAAUACUUAAUACAACAACACUGCCACAUUCAUGCGUCCAAAUAGUAGAUACAGUGUUCGGUGAUUUCCCAGGAGCAAUGAUGUGGAAUCCCAACACGGAUAUGCAGGAAGACUGUCUCUAUAUAAAUAUAGUUACACCAAGACCUCGGCCUAAAAAUGCUGCAGUAAUGUUAUGGGUAUUCGGUGGAGGGUUCUAUUCUGGAACCGCUACUUUAGACGUUUACGACCCAAAAAUUCUCGUUUCCGAAGAAAAAAUUGUUUAUGUAUCCAUGCAGUAUAGAGUGGCAUCACUUGGCUUCUUAUUUUUUGAUACGCCCGAUGUUCCCGGGAAUGCUGGAUUAUUUGAUCAAAUUAUGGCAUUGCAAUGGGUAAAAGAUAACAUAGCAUAUUUUGGCGGCAAUCCUCAUAAUAUAACUUUAUUCGGAGAAUCAGCUGGUGCUGUGUCGGUAUCCCUGCAUUUGUUAUCGCCUCUCUCAAGGAAUUUAUUUUCCCAAGCGAUAAUGCAGUCAGGGGCAGCAACAGCUCCUUGGGCGAUAAUUUCUCGUGAAGAAAGUAUACUUCGCGGUAUACGUUUAGCUGAAGCUGUUCAUUGUCCAAAUUCGAGAACAGACAUGGGACCUAUGAUUGAUUGCUUAAGAAAGAAAAGCGCCGAUGAACUAGUGAAUAACGAAUGGGGUACAUUAGGCAUUUGGCGAGAGUAUCUGUCGCUUGCUAUUAAUUCCAGCGCCGUAGGGCACGGGUUGCGGGUAAAACAAUGUGCUUUUUGGCAGAAAUACUUACCUCAACUCAUGGCUGCCACUAAUAAACCGGAGAUUCCCAAGAACUGCACCAACGCAGCUGUUACACCUCGCGUUUUCCUCGGAACAUUCAGUUUUAGUUUCGUCGCAAUAGUUAAUAUACCAUCGAUAUUUUUGAUGUUCACAAAA